This is a messenger RNA of Eutrema salsugineum, 6409 nucleotides long. Its product is annotated as transcription elongation factor SPT6 homolog. Gene Ontology annotation, molecular function: histone binding; nucleosome binding. The coding region runs from base 251 to 5527 and encodes 1758 amino acids. Lineage: Eukaryota; Viridiplantae; Streptophyta; Magnoliopsida; Brassicales; Brassicaceae. Gene Ontology annotation, biological process: transcription elongation-coupled chromatin remodeling; nucleosome organization; mRNA transcription by RNA polymerase II. Gene Ontology annotation, cellular component: transcription elongation factor complex. The transcript is spliced from 21 exons. The record is from RefSeq and is a predicted model, not a curated record.
UUCCAUCUUCUUCGUUUCAGGUUUUUUCUCCUCGCUUCAGAGAGAAACCACACUGGUAAGCCUCUGCCUCUCCAAGCGAGCCCUUUUUUACUCCCUUAGCUCAUUCGCGUCGCUUUUUGAGAAACCCUAGAUUCGCGAGAACCUUCUUCUUCCCCUUCUCUUCGCAAAAUCAGAAUCAUAGUUACAAGCUGCGAUUUCAGUUUCAGGGUUUGUUUCCGCGUCAUCGUACAUCUAAUUUCUUGAAUGAAUCAUGGCAAGGAACGCUAUUUCUGAUGAAGAAGGCAUGCGCACAAACCCUAAUUUCUCUGUGUGUAAUGCACGCCGUAAUAGGGUUUCUUCCUGUAACGUGAUGAAUCGCGAAAGCCCUGAUGACGAUGAUGAAGAAGACGACAUUGGUGAAGAUCUCGAAGACUUAAAGCGUGACUGUAUGGUCACCGAGGCCAAUUCCGAUGAGGUCAAAGCGAAAUCCUGUUCUGUUGGAGCCGAUGGAGGCGGCGGCGGCGGAGGAGGGAUACCGUCGGAUUCCGAGAACGAAGACGACUUGGAGAUGCUUCAGAAGCUUAAGAGCAAAUAUGCCUCGUCGAUGGGAUCUAGAAGUGGUCCUCCCAUGUGUUUUUCAGUGCCCUCGGAUUCCGAGAACGAAGACGACUUGGAGAUGCUUCGGAGCAUAAAGAGCCAAUUAGCCUCGUUGGAGCGAUCGAGAAGUGGUCCUCCCAUGGCUUUUUCAGUGCCCGAGAACGAAGACGACUUGGAGAUGCUUCAGAGCAUUAAGAGCCAAUUAGCCUCGUCGGAGGGCUCGACAAGUGUUACUUUUUCAGUGCCCCCGGCUUCCGAGAACGAAGAGGACUUGGAGAUGCUUCAGAGUAUUAAGAGCCAAUCAGCAUUGUCGAGUGACGCGUGCGUUCCGGAUAAAUACGACGACGAAGAUGAUUCUUUUGAAACCAUAAUUUCUGAUGAAGAAGAUGAUCAUGAGCUCGAAGACGGGGAGGUUGAGCCGGUUCAUGGAGAUCCAGUUGACAACGCCGACAACGAUGAUGAAGAUGAAGAUGACAAAGGUGAGGAUGAGUAUGAGAAUGAUGGGUUCAUAGUGAGUGAUGAAGAAGAAGAAGAAGAAGAAGAAGAAGAAGAAGAAGAAGAAGAAGAAGAAGAAGAAGAGGAGGAAGAAGAAGAAAAACAAGAUAGUGAUGGGGAGACGCAGAAAAAAAAGAGGAAACGAAAGGAAAAGGACGAUCUUGAUGAGGAUGAUUAUCUGCUUCUGCAAGAUAACAACGUCAAAUUCGAAAAGAGGAAGUACAAGAGGUUGAAGAAAGCUCAAAGGGAAAGUGAAAAUGGUCAGGGGGGAUCAUCUGAUGAUGAGCUUGAUGGGAGAGGUGGAGCUGGAAGAAGUACUGAGGACAAGAUCAAAGACUUUUUGUUUGAUGAUGAUGUUGAUGUAGAUCUGCCUGAUGAUGUAGGCGAUGAGGAAGAUUUAGCUGAUGAUUUAGGCGAUGAGGAAGAUUUAGCUGUGGAAGAAGAUGUAGUUGGUAGCGAGGAUGAAAUGGCAGAUUUCAUCGUAAAUGACGAUGAGAAAGGUCAUCCUAGGAGUGGAGACGCAGGUAAAAAGAAAAAGAGAUAUAGGCAGGGAUCAGAUGUUAGUGCUAUGCGAGAGGGUAAUGAAAUCUUUGGUGGCGCUAAUGCGUUGUUAAGGCGCAAAAAUCGUUUGGCAUCUAGCGAACCAAGUGAACCAAGUGUGCAAAGAAGGCUGGAAGAUAAUACUGAACCAAGUGUCCUUGAGGAGAAGUACAUGACAGGGAAAGAUGAGGAAAUCUGCCAACUUGAUAUUCCUGAGAGAAUGCAGAUAUCUGAAGAAAGCACUGGAAGCCCUCCAGUAGAUAAAACUAGCAUUGAAGAAGAGAGCAAUUGGAUACAUGCUCAACUUAGUUCUCUAAAAAAGGAUUCUGAUGGACAAAGACUUCACAAUUUUGAAGGACUUUUCUCGGUUAACAAGGAGGAUAUUGCAAAAUUUUUGGAGCUACAUCAUGUGCAGAAAUUAGAGAUACCAUUUAUAGCUAUGUAUCGAAAGGAACAAUGUCGCAGCUUGUUGGACUCUGCUGAUGUCGAUGACCUUAAUAUAGAGAAGAAACCUGAGACCAAGUGGCAUAAGGUCUUCUGGAUGAUUCAGGACUUGGAUAGAAAGUGGCUCCACAUUCGAAAAACAAAAAGCAGGUUGCUUUGUAGCUGUAAUCGUUUCAAAGGAGAGCCUGCCAAUGGUGAAACUACCGUAGAUCAGGAUCUGCUAGAUUCAGUUAUUAGUUAUCUGAAUUUGGCAGAAACAGAAAGAGAGGUUGAGGACGCGAGAAAAAAACUCAACUUGCAUAUUUCUGCAAAUGAAUUUCAAGGGCAGUACAAGAGGCCGCCGAUGAAACCAGGCUGUAGCAUCUACAUGAAAGCGGGGCUCCGGGAGAUUUUAAACAAAUUUGGGUGUAGUGCUGAGAAAUUGGGACUUGCAUUGUGCCAAGAUAUACUGGUUGAAGAGCUGGAGGAUGCAAAGGAAACACCAGAGGAGAUGGCAUCGAACGUAAUGAUUGAAAAUCCUCAAGCUGUUCUUGAGGAUGCACGGCGUAUGGCAGCAUUUGAGAUAAGUCACGAGCCAUCAGUCAAAAAGUAUGUCCGUGGCAUUUAUAUGGAGAAUGCAGUCCUCUCGACUGUUCCAACAGUACUUGGGGAGAAUGUAAUAAAGUAUGGCGAUGAUUGUCAUGGGGUUAGGUGGUUAGAUGAAAAGCCAUUGAGCAAGUUUGAGGAUGCGCAGUGGCUUCUCAUUCAGAAGGCAGAAGAGAAGAAACAUCUUGAAGUAACCUUCGAGCUACCUAAGUGUCACAAGGAUAGACUAUUUAGCCACUUCAGUAAGCACUAUCUUAGUGUUGCUGGUUGUAAGUAUGCCGAACUCUGGAAUAAGGAAAGAACAUUGAUACUUAAAGAGGCUCUGGAAGAAAUCAUUUUGCCAUCAAUGGUAGCAGAAGCAAGAUGCUUGCUAACUAGCAGAGCGAAGAGUUGGUUGCUUUCAGAGUAUGGACAGGCUUUGUGGAACAAGGUGUCUGCAAGGUCAUACCCAAAGAAACGGAAGGACAUUAACUCAGCUGAGGAGGCUGCACCGAAGGUCAUGGCAUGUUGGGGAGCUGGAAAGACACCAAAAACGUUUGUGAUGCUGGAUUCAUCGGGAAAGGUGCUUAAAGUGCUUGAUACUGGAUCCCCCUCACUGCGAUCUCAAAAUGUCAACGGCCAGCAACGUAGAAAGAGUGACCAGGAACGUGUUUUAGAGGUUAUGAUGGACCACCAACCGCAUGUUGUGGCUUUAGGAGCUGUCAAUGAUUUUUCUCUUGCUCGGCUGAAGGGUUAUUUGUUAGAGGUCAUUACCCGGAUGGUAAAGGAAAAGCCAAGAGAUGUUGGACAUUGGUUGAAUGGUUUAGACAUUGUUGUUGUGAACGAAUCGCUUCCAAGGCUAUAUGAAAAUUCUCCAAUCUCAGAUCAACAGCUACCUCAGGAGUCUGCGCCCGUGAAACGUGCAGUUGCUCUUGGACGCUAUUUGCAGAAUCCACUAGCAAUGGUCGCGACUUUAUGUGGUCCACACAGGGAAAUUUUGUCUUGGAAGGUUCAUCCUUUGGACUACCUGCUUCAGGAUGAUGAGAAGUAUGGAAUGGUUGAAAAAGUUAUGGUUGACAUAGCUAACCAGGUUGGCAUCGACAUUAGUUUGGCAACUAUCCACCAGUGGCUUUUCUCUCCUUUACAGUUCAUUUCUGGACUUGGGCCUAGGAAAGCUGCAUAUUUGCAGAGGUCGCUUGUACGAGCUGGUUCGAGAUUUGUCCGCAAAGACCUGUUAGAACAUGGGCUUGGUAAAAAAGUUUUUGAAAAUGCAGCUGGUUUCUUGCGCAUCCAGAGGAGUGGGCUGGCUGCUAGUAGUAGUUUUGAUGACACUCGAAUACAUCCCGAGUCAUAUGGUCUUGCACAAGAAUUGGCGAAGAAUUAUUAUAUAUAUGAUCAUGAUGCUAUAGAUGAUUCCAGUGUUGAUAAGGAUGCGAUUGAGAUGGCAAUACAGCAUGUGAGAGAUCGGGGAGCCUCUUUGAGAAAAGAUUUCCUUGAUGAGUAUCUUGCAAGCCAGAAGCUGGAAAAUAAGAAGGAAACGUGCAGUAAUAUCAUGAGAGAAUUAAGCUGUGGUUUCCAGGAUUGGCGGAUACGGUUUAAAGAUAGUUUGGAAGUCAUGAUGAUCUCUGGCAAAAUUAAAGGUAACCUAAAUUUUUUACAGAGGUAUGCUAGAGACGAAGACAGAAUUGUAAAUGCCAAGCUGAAAUUGCGCUGUGGAAAAGCCAUAUGUGAAUUAGCUUCCGGGUCUAUAGUAGAUUCUGGGUCUAUGAAGGAUGGUUUCUCAGAUCUUGGGAGAGAGAUUGUUGAGAUGUCGGACCGACUGAAAGAAGGUGAAAUUGUAUACUGCAAGAUGGGACUUUUUAAGAAAGAGUAUCCAGCAAAAAGGGAAAAAGAGAAUAGAUAUGAACAAGUGCUCUUUCUUUGGAAAGAGACUGAGUUUAGAAACAACAUGCACCAACAGAAUCGGGAUCCCUAUUACCAUGUGGAUACAAACAAGUUAACUCGAAAAGUAAAGAAGGUGAGAAAGUAUGAUGAUAUAAAGACUCGGAUGACAAACCAUCCUUCUUUCCAAAACUUCACUGCUGACAAAGCAACAGAGUACUUGUCUGACAAAGAUUAUGGAGCAUAUGUUUUUCGUCCAAGUUCUCGAGGAUAUUAUUAUUUUAUGCUGACGCUAAAGAUUUAUGAUGGAGUUUACGUUCACAAGGAGGUCAUUGACUCUGGAAAAAGAAGUAACAGUUUUCCAGACAUAUGUUGUAUCGGGCAAACCCUGAUAAUUGGAGAGGACACCUUCCAUGAUCUAGAUCACGUAAUCGAUGAAUAUGUCAACCCUCUGGUCUCUCAUCUCAAGACCCUGAUUAAGUAUCGGAAGUUUCGAAAAGAGACAAAAGCAAGAAUAGAUGAGCUUCUAAGGAUCGAGAAGGGUGAAAAUCCUGAAAGGAUAGUUUACUGUUUUGGGAUUUCUGAUGAACAUCCAGGCACCUUUAUACUGUCUUACAUAAGAGACAGACAUCCACAUCAUGAAGAUAUUGGUUUAUAUCCCAAGGGAUUUAAGUUCAGGGAAAUGAUGUUUGAAAACAUUCACAAGUUGGUGAUAUACUUUCAUAAGCAUAUUGAUGACCGUGGCUCUUUUGGAGGAGGUGGUUGGGGUGGUUCUCAGAGUGAAGGAGGCUGGAAAGGAAACUCAGAUCGCUCAUCUGGACCAAGACCAGAUUUUGGAGCGCCAAUACCGUUUGGUGGUCGUGGUCAAGGCGGUUGCUACAGAAACGGUGGAGCGCCAAUACCGUUUGGUGGUCGUGGUCAAGACGGUUGCUACAGAAACGGUGUGGGAAGGGGUGAUGGACAUCCAAGUGGAGCGUGGUCAAGGCCGGUGUCAUUGCGACGGAGGGUUGCAUCGGAGGGGUUAUAACAGUGUCAGACAAGACGUUACUGGAGAAGCAAGCUGGGUGAAGACGAAGGCGUCUUGUGGAAGAGAUUGUGGAAAAGCUUCUCAGGACAGCUGUUGCGGAAGCUGAUGUAGCUGUUCGCAAGUCUAUCUUCGUUUCUUUAUAUGGCAACCACUGUUUCGAUGAUUAUCUAGCACAGGCUGAUAGUUUGACAGCCAUUUUCGCUUCCUUAAAGGAUGAGGACCUUGAUGUCCGAGAAUAUGCCAUCUCAGUUGCUGGGAGGUUAUCCGAAAAAAAUCCAGCAUACGUUCUUCCAGCACUUCGUAGCCAUCUGAUAAAGCUGUUAACCUAUCUUGAACUGAGUGCAGUUAACAAGUGCAGAGAAGAGAGUACGAAGCUCCUUGGUUGUUUAGUUCGAAAUUGUGAACGGCUCAUUCUUCCAUAUGUGGCUCAUGUGCAAAAAGCAUAGGCACUUGUUGCAAGACUUAGUGAAGGAACUGGAGUAAAUGCUAACAAUUUGUUACUGGAGUUCUCGUAACAGUUGGGGAUCUUGCAAGAGUGGUACGCUGAAAUGUAAAUGUGCUACAUUUGCAGUUUCUCUAUCAAGUGUCGAUCAAAUGGUGGCUUGGCAAUGAGAUAAUACAUUCCUGAGCUAAUGCCUUGCUUUAAUGGAUGGAGCUGUGUAGCAAAACGUGAGGUGGCUGUUUCUACCCUUGGUCAAGUUGUUCAAAGUACAGGGUGUGGGACAGACUUUUUACCUUCUUUUAGGAACUAAAAUUCGUUUUUUGAAUAAUUUUACUAGGUGAUUUUGAACAUGCUAAAAUUUCUGUAAAAUAUGAAAACAUUACGAUCUUAAUUGGUGAACACCUGGUUCGACUAGAUGGAGAUACUGGAUUGCAAGUAAA